UGCCUACCUGCCUGCCGUCGGUUAGCAUUAAAUUUGUUUUGUAGGCAAGUUCGCGCGAGGAUGAGGCUGCUGCUGGUCUCAAUAAUUUUAAUCAAGGUUAUGGGGUCUUCGUGACGCAAUUCGCAUCUCCAUCUGAGCGGCUCCACUCAAAAUUCUCCGUCUCUUUUCGCCACAUUCCUCAGCAUCCCCAUCUUCGGGUCAAAGGUGAGAGUCUGGAGACGCUCCUUGUUUUGAUUUAACUGGAUCUUGAUAAUUAAUAAAGAGCUAGAAAAUGGGCCAUGGCUCAGGAGAUAAAAAAGCGUCAGGUCACGUCUUGGACACGGUCAUCGACUUCAUUUGCGGUUCACUGGGUGGCGUUGCAUCAGUGUACACAGGUCAACCGCUGGACACGGUCAAAGUCAAAAUGCAGACCUUUCCCGAGUUGUACCGAGGAAUGUUGCACUGCUGCAAGGAGACGUGGACCAAGGAGGGGAUCAUCAGGGGCUUCUACGCUGGCACCACUCCGGCUCUUGUGGCCAACAUUGCUGAGAACUCGGUGCUCUUUGCAGGUUACGGCGCCUGUCAAAAAGUCGUAGCCAUGGCCACAAAUACCCCGAAAGUGCAGGACCUCACAGUGCCUGCGAACGCCACUGCAGGUUGCAUGGCUGCCUUCUUCACUGCCUUUGCUCUCUGCCCCACCGAGUUGAUUAAAUGUCGAUUGCAGGCAAUGCGAGAGAUGCAGGCCCAGUUACCUAAAGAAAAGCAAGUGCGAAUUGGACCAUUUGGUUUGACCAAACAAAUUCUCAAACAAGAGGGUGUGAAUGGAAUGUUCCGAGGGCUUACUUCGACAAUUGCUAGAGAAAUGCCGGGCUAUUUUUUUUUCUUCGGAGGUUACGAAUUUUCCAGAGAGCUCUUUGCUGGUGAAGGGCAAACUAAAGAUCAAAUUGGGGCCUUAAGAACAAUGGCUUCCGGUGCCAUAGGCGGAAUUCUCUUCUGGUGCUCGGUUUUCCCUGCUGACGUUGUCAAGUCAAGAAUCCAAGUCACCGGCUCAAAGGAACCGUUCUUUAGUCUCUUGAUGAAAAUAUUUAAGAAUGAAGGGUUCUUAGCUUUGUACAAUGGACUCCAACCAACUGUCAUCAGAACGAUUCCAGCCUCUGCAGCCUUAUUUUUGGCUUACGAGUAUUCCAAGAAAUUUUUGCAUUCAGUCGUUUGAUCCAGAAAGGGAAGCAUUUAAUAGAAGAAUUUUAUUUCAGUUAGCUCAAAUCUGAUGCUGUUGCAUUCAGUCAAUUUAUAAUAUCAUGUUGAUUUUUUUAGCAUUUAGUGUUAUAAUAUUUGUUGGACAGAACUUCAAGUUUCAACAAUAUUUAGUAUAUUUUUUAUAUAAGCUAUGCUCAAAUUAGUUAAUUUUAUUUAGAUAAUUUUGAAUUGAAAACUUUAUUUAUGAGGAGCCUUUAGAAUCAAAUAUACAAAUCAUAAGGGACCUACGCUCACAGCAUGUAUUUUUGACUGUGUAAAAAUUUCAAAUGCACAAAUAUUGGUUUUACUGAUAUAAAAUUUCAAAAUUCUGUAAUCUGGCUGUUACAAACUACCAAUUAGAUGAAUAACAUUUGCAUGUGCAAAAUUUAUGGAAUAAAUUAUUUUCAUGGAUUUUCAGUAA
Molecule: messenger RNA, 1636 nt
Organism: Neocloeon triangulifer
Lineage: Eukaryota; Metazoa; Arthropoda; Insecta; Ephemeroptera; Baetidae
Product: mitochondrial ornithine transporter 1
Exons: 7
Coding region: 272-1192 (306 amino acids)
Biological process (GO): mitochondrial L-ornithine transmembrane transport
Molecular function (GO): L-ornithine transmembrane transporter activity
Source: RefSeq, a predicted model, not a curated record